CCGCCCCCGCACUGUGCGCAGCGACCCCCGGGCGCGCGGGAGGGGCCUGCUCCCGCCGCGGCCCCUCGCCUCAGCCCUGCGCGGGGCCGGCCGCCCCCGCCCCACCGCCCUCACCCCCAGGCCGCCAGAGGUUGGGCUGCUCAGCUAGCCUGGAGAGAAGGCUGGAGAAGGAACCAUGUCUUCUGAAUCUUUCUGUCUGGCUGCUCAAGCUAGGUUUGACUCCAAAUGGUUGAAGACAGACUUACAGCUCGCUUUUACACGAGAUGGACUAUGCGGCUUGUGGAAUGAAAUGGUAAAAGAUGGGGAGAUUGUAUAUCCUGGAACAGAGUUAACACAAAGUGGUGAACUACCUCCAAGAAAAGAUGAUAGCACUGAAUGCCAAACUGCAUCAAAGAAAGAAGAGCAAAAUGACAAAGAAAAGAAAGAUGAAGAAGAGACUCCGCUGCCCACUUACAGGGCCAAAUCGAUUGUUGAGAGUUGGGUGUGGGGCAAACAACCAGAUGUGAAUGAAUUGAAGGAGUGCCUUCACGUACUAGUGAAGGAACAGCAAAGUCUGGCCAUACAAACUGCUACAACAGCUCUUUCAGCUAUGAGGCUAAAGCAGAGGCUAGUUAUCCUGGAACGAUAUUUCAUUGCACUGAACAGAACAGUUCUUCAGGAGAAUGUUAAAGUUAAGUGGAAAAGCAGUAGUAUUCCUCUGCCUGUUGUGGAUAAAAAAAGUCCAAGACCUGUUGGCAAAGGUGUAGAAGGACUUGCACGAGUCGGAUCCCGAGCAGCACUUUCAUUUGCAUUUGCGUUCCUUCGUAGAGCCUGGAGGUCAGGUGAAGAUGCAGACCUGUGCAGUGAAUUGUUACAGGAAUCACUUGAUGCACUACGAGCACUACCAGAGGCGUCCCUUUUUGAUGAAGGGACUGUAUCUUCUGUGUGGCUGGAAGUGGUGGAAAGAGCGACUAAAUUCCUAAGGUCUGUUGUGACUGGAGAUGUACAUGGAGCUCCCAGUACCAAAGGGCCGGGAAACAUUCCGUUACAAGACCAGCACUUGGCACUUGCCAUAUUGCUAGAACUGGCAGUGCAGAGGGGUACCCUAAGCCAAAUGUUGUCUGCAGUUAUGUUGUUGCUUCAACUUUGGGAUAAUGGAACGAGGGAAACAGAUAAUGAGCGAUCUGCACAGGGAACAAGUGCACCCCUUCUACCUUUGCUGCAAAGAUUUCAGAGUAUAAUAUGUAAUAAAGAUGUGCCCAAUGCUGAGGAAGAUAUUCAGCUCCUGACUUACCCUCUGAGUCCAAAUGAAAGUUUUCUAAGGUAUCUGACUUUACCACAGGACAAUGAGCUAGCGAUUGACCUGAGACAAACAGCUGUAGUGAUCAUGGCCCAUUUAGAUCGUCUAGCCACCCCAUGUAUGCCUCCACAGUGUAGCUCUCCUACAUCUCAUAAGGGAUCUCUGCAAGAGGUCAUUGCUUGGGGUUUAAUAGGUUGGAAAUAUUAUGCUAAUGUGAGUGGUCCAAUUCAAUGUGAAGGACUUGCCAGUCUUGGCGUUGUGCAGGUUGCCUGUGCAGAGAAACGUUUUCUAAUAUUAUCUAGGAACGGACGAGUUUAUACACAAGCUUACAACAGCGAUACUCUGGGACCACAGCUGGUACAGAGUCUAGCUUCCAGAAAUAUUGUGAAGAUAGCAGCACAUUCAGAUGGGCAUCACUACCUUGCUUUGUCAGCAAAUGGUGAAGUUUUCUCUUGGGGUUGUGGAGAUGGUGGAAGACUAGGUCAUGGGGAUACAGUACCUCUGGAGGAACCGAAGAUGAUAUCUGCUUUAUCUGGAAAGCAAGCUGGGAAACAUGUUGUUCAUAUUGAAUGUGGGAGCACCUAUAGUGCAGCCAUUACUGCUGAAGGAGAGCUAUAUACAUGGGGACGAGGAAACUAUGGCAGGCUUGGUCAUGGUUCCAGUGAAGACCAGACCAUCCCAGUGCUGGUCACGGGGCUGAAAGGACUCAAAGUUAUUGAUGUGUCCUGUGGGAGUGGAGAUGCUCAGACUCUUGCAGUUACUGAAAAUGGCCAAGUGUGGUCUUGGGGUGAUGGAGACUAUGGAAAACUGGGAAGAGGAGGCAGUGAUGGUUGCAAGACUCCCAAGUUGAUAGAAAAACUUCAAGAUCUGGACAUUGUGAAAGUACGAUGUGGGAGUCAGUUUUCUAUUGCUUUAACCAAAGACGGCCAGGUCUACACCUGGGGAAAAGGAGACAAUCAGAGACUUGGGCAUGGAACGGAAGAGCAUGUUCGAUAUCCCAAACUGCUGGAAGGCUUGAAAGGGAAAAAAGUGAUAGAUGUAGCAGCUGGAUCUACCCAUUGUUUAGCACUGACUGAAGAUAGUGAAGUGCAUAGUUGGGGAAGCAAUGAUCAGUGUCAACAUUUUGAUACUUUGCGGAUCACCAAACCAGAGCCCGCAGCUCUCCCAGGAUUAGACACAAAGCAUAUUGUUGGAAUUGCUUGUGGGCCUGCUCAGAGUUUUGCUUGGUCAUCGUGUUCAGAAUGGUCAAUAGGCUUGCGGGUGCCCUUUGUGGUGGAUGUUUGCCCCAUGACAUUUGAGCAGCUAGAUCUUUUACUAAGACAAGUGACAGAGGGAAUGGAUGGCUCCUCUGACUGGCCCCCUCCUCAGGAAAAGGAGUGUAUGGCUGUGGCAACAUUAAACCUUCUAAGGCUUCAGCUUCACGCUGCCAUAAGUCAUCAGGUGGAUCCGGAGUGCCUUGGCUUAGGUUUGGGCAGUAUACUGCUCAAUAGCCUGAAGCAGACAGUGGUAACAUUAGCAAGCAAUGCUGGUGUUCUUAAUACUGUGCAAUCAGCUGCUCAAGCAGUGCUGCAGAGCGGGUGGUCUGUGUUACUGCCGACAGCAGAAGAGCGGGCUAGGGCUCUUUCAGCACUUUUACCCAGUGCAGUUUCAGGAAAUGAAAUGAAUGUAAGCCCAGGCCGUAGAUUUAUGAUCGACCUCCUGGUGGGAAGCUUGAUGGCUGAUGGAGGCUUAGAGUCUGCACUAAGUGCUGCUAUUACUGCAGAAAUCCAGGAUAUUGAAGCAAAAAAAGAAGCACAGAAAGAAAAAGAAAUUGAUGAACAAGAAGCAAAUGCAUCAACGCUUCAUAGGAGCAGGACUCCAUUGGACAAAGACCUUAUUAACACUGGAAUCUAUGAAUCUGCAGGAAAACAAAGUUUACCAUUAGUUCAGUUAAUUCAGCAGUUACUAAGGAACAUCGCUUCACAGACGAUAGCCAAACUUAAAGAUGUUGCUCGUCGCAUUUCUUCCUGCAUGGACCAUGAACAUUACAGCAAAGAGAGAUCUGCUUCUCUGGACCUGUUGCUCCGUUUUCAGCGUCUGCUUGUUAGUAAACUUUACCCAGGAGAUUGUGUUGGGCAGGUCCCUAAUACAUACAGUCCUGACCUCUUAGGUGUCGGCUCUUUACUGAAGAAGUACACUGCUCUUCUGUGCACACACAUUGGUGAUAUACUGCCUGUGGCAACCAGCAUCGCUUCUGCUAGUCACAGGCACUUUGCAGAAGUAUCUCAUGUCGUGGAUGGAGAUUUAACAGGCAUUCUUCUUCCAGAAUUGGUUGUUUCUAUAGUGCUACUCCUCAGUAAAAAUGCUGGACUAAUGCAGGAAGCUGGUGCUAUCCCUCUGUUGGCUGGCUUGCUAGAACAUCUAGACAGAUUUGACCAUUUAGCCCCUGGAAAGGAAAGGGAUGACAAUGAGGAUUUAGCAUGGCCAGGAAUAAUGGGUUCAUUUUUUACUGGCCAGAGUAGCAGAAAUAAUGAGGAGGUGACACUUAUACGUAAAGCUGAUCUAGAGAACCACAACAAAGAUGGAGGAUUCUGGACAGUGAUUGAUGGGAAAGUGUAUGAUAUAAAGGACUUCCAAACUCAGUCUUUAACUGGCAGUAGCAUACUUGCUCAGUUUGCAGGUGAGGACCCAGUUGUUGCUUUGGAAGCUGCUUUGCAAUUUGAGGACACGCGGGAGUCAAUGCAUGCCUUCUGUGUUGGCCAGUAUAUGGAGCCUGACCAGGAAGUGAUUACAACACCAGAUCUCAGUACUUUGUCGUCACCUCUAAUAGACACAGAAAGGAAUUUGGGUCUUCUCCUUGGACUGCACGCUUCCUACCUGGCAAUGAGCACACCACUUUCUCCUCUGGAAAUUGAAUGUGCCAAAUGGUUGAAGUCAUCUAUCUUUUCUGGCGGCUUGCAAACUAGUCAGAUUCAUUACAGUUACAAUGAGGAAAAAGAUGAAGACCACUGCAGUUCACCUGGUAACACUACCCCAAAUAAAUCAAAACUAUAUACACAUCGAUUAACUUUGAGUGACCAUUCACAACCUUUUCUACAAGCUAUUGCAGAUAAUAAUAUUCAGGAUCACACUGUGAAGGACUUCCUGUGUCAAAUAGAGAGAUACUGUAAACAGUGUCACUUAACAACACCAAUCACAUUCCCUCCUGAACAUCCUGUGGAAGAAGUAGGACGUUUGUUGUUAUGCUGUCUUCUGAAGCAUGAAGAUUUGGGUCACGUAGCACUGUCUCUUGUUCAUCCUGGUACCCUUGGAGUUGACCAGGUAAAGCACAAAACCUUACCAAAAUCUGUAGUGGAUGUGUGUCGUGUUGUCUACCAAGCAAAAUGCUCACUGAUUAAGACUCAUCAAGAACAAGGACGUUCUUACAAGGAAGUUUGUGCUCCUGUCAUUGAACGUUUGAGAUUCUUAUUCAAUGAAUUACGUCCUGCAGUUUGCAAUGAUCUCUCUAUAAUGUCUAAAUUUAAACUUCUGAGUUCCUUGCCCCGAUGGCGGAGGGUAGCCCAGAAAAUAAUCAGAGAAAAAAGGAAAAAAAGAGCACCAAAAAAAUCCGAGUCUGCUGAUGUGGAAGAAUCUAAAAUUGGAAACGAAGAGAGUGAUUUAGAAGAAUCCUGUGUGGUACCUCACAGCCCUGUACCUAUAGAUAAAAAGCCCAUACCAAUCAAAUCACCCAAGGAUAAGUGGCAGCCGCUUUUGAGUACAGUUACAGGUGUCCACAAAUACAAGUGGCUUAAGCAAAAUGUCCAAGGCUUGUAUCCACAGUCUGCCCUCCUUAACACCAUUGUUGAAUUUGCACUUAAAGAAGAGCCGGUGGAUGUAGAAAAAAUGAGAAAAUGUUUGCUGAAACAGUUGGAAAGAGCAGAAGUUCGUCUGGAGGGAAUAGAUACUAUUCUGAAAUUGGCAGCAAAAAAUUUUUUGCUCCCGUCUGUGCAGUAUGCUAUGUUCUGUGGAUGGCAGAGGCUUAUUCCAGAAGGAGCAAAUAUAGGGGAACCUCUUACCGACUGUUUGAAGGACGUUGAUCUGAUCCCACCAUUUAACAGAAUGCUGCUAGAAGUAACUUUUGGAAAGUUGUAUGCAUGGGCUAUUCAGAAUGUCCGGAACAUCUUGCUAGAUGCUACUGCAAAAUUUAAAGAACUAGGUGUACAGCCUGUUCCUCUACAAACAAUUACUAAUGAGAAUCCAGCAGGACCAAGUCUAGGGACUAUUCCACAAGCACGUUUUCUGUUGGUCAUGCUCAACAUGUUGACGCUGCAACAUGGUGCUAAUACCUUGAGCCUCCUCCUUAAUUCUGGCAUGCUGGCAUUGACGCAAACAACGCUGCGGCUGAUAGGACCUAGUUCUGACAACAUUGAAGAAGAUAUGAUUGCCUCUUCUCGUGGAGCUUCUGCCACAGUUCUAGAAGAGUCAAGAAAGGAAGCUACACCUGUUCAGCUCCCUGUUUCUGGACCAGAGCUGGCAGCCAUGAUGAAAAUUGGUACCAGAGUAGUGAGAGGGGUAGACUGGAAAUGGGGUGAUCAGGAUGGACCCCCUCCAGGUUUGGGUCGUGUGAUUGGAGAAUUGGGAGAAGAUGGCUGGAUUAGAGUGCAGUGGGACACCGGAAGUACAAAUUCUUACAGAAUGGGGAAGGAGGGAAAAUACGAUCUCAAACUAGCUGAGCCACUGCCGGCAACGCAGCCUGCAACAGAGGAUUCAGACACUGAGGAUGAUUCUGAAGGAGAACAAGUUGAAAGGAAUCUCCACCCUACUUCCAUGAUGCUGACAAGUACUGUGAACCUGUUGCAGACACUGUGCCUCUCUGCUGGCGUCCACGCUGAAGUCAUGCAAAGUGAUGCUACUAGGACUUUGUGUGGUCUACUCCGUAUGCUUGUGGAGAGUGGAACAAUAGAUAAAUCAGCUUCCUUGCCAAAUAAAUUAGUUUAUAAAGAACAGCAUAGGAGUUGGUGCACGUUGGGAUUCAUUCGAAGUAUAGCACUCAUGCCUCAGAUGUGCAGCACUCUUAGUACAUCUCAGUGGAUAACUUUGCUAAUGAAAAUUGUUGAGGGGCAUGAAUCUUUCACUGCUGCUUCACUACAGAGACAGAUCCUUGCUGUACAUUUGUUGAAAGCAGUACUUCCAUCUUGGGAUAAAAAUGAAAGGUCAAGAGACAUGAAAUUUCUUGUGGAAAAACUAUUUGGAUUUUUAGGCAGCCUGCUUAGUACUUGUUCUUCAGAUAUCCCACUACUCAGAGAAUCUACUCUGAGAAGGAGAAAGGCCAGGCCCCAAGCAUCUCUAACUGCCACUCACAGUAGUACUUUAGCAGAAGAGAUAGUGGCACUGCUGAGGACGCUCCAUUCGCUCAGCCAGUGGAAUGGACUCAUAAACAAGUACAUCAACUCUCAGCUAACCUCCAUCACCCACAUCUUUGCAGGAAAACAGUCAGAAGGGGCUCUGUUGGAUGACUACUUUCCUGAUGCUGAGAAUCCAGAGGUGGGAGGCCUAAUGGCAGUGUUAGCGGUGAUUGGUGGCAUAGACAGUCGUUUGAGACUGGGUGGACAAGUCAUUCAUGACGAAUUUGGAGAAGGCACAGUGACACGCAUCACCCCAAAAGGGAAAAUCACUGUACAGUUCUAUGACAUGCGAACAUGUAGAGUGUGCCCUUUGAAUCAACUAAAACCACUUCCAGUUGUGGCUUUUAAUGUGAACAACUUGCCUUUCACUGAGCCGAUGUUAUCCAUUUGGGCUCAACUAGUAAAUCUGGCUGGAAGUAAAAUAGAAAAACAAAGAACGAAGUCACCCAAUCAGGGUCUUUCAGGUACAGGUCAAGUGGAUUUGGACCUACUGCGAUGCCAGCAAUUGAAGCUCUACAUACUGAAAGCAGGCCGAGCUCUCCUUUCUCACCAGGAUACACUAAGGCAGAUCUUAUCUCAGCCAGCUGUUCAGGAGUGUGCGUUAAAUCCGGCAGAGGAUGGAGCUGUUGCCUCCCCCGACAUAGGAGAUAUGUCCCCCGAAGGACCUCAGCCUCCCAUGAUUCUUUUACAGCAACUCUUGACAGCUGCUACGCAACCGUCACCUGUGAAAGCAAUAUUUGACAAACAAGAGCUUGAGGCUGCUGCUUUGGCAGUAUGCCAGUAUCUGGCUGUAGAGUCUACACAUCCUUCAACUCCGGUGUUUGAAGACUGCAGUUCUAGUGAAGCUACAACACCCAUCACAGUGCAACAUAUCCGACCCACAAAAGUGAAGAAACGCAAGCAAUCUCCAAUUCCACCCCUCCCCAUUGUAGUUCAAGUUAUGGAAAUGGGUUUCCCUAGGAAAAACAUAGAAUUUGCACUAAAGUCUCUGUCUGGAACCUCUGGAAGUGCUUCUGGAUUACCAGGAGUGGAAGCCUUGGUUGACUGGUUGUUGCAUCACCCUGAUGUUCAAAUUACGGAUCUCUCUGAUGCUGAUACUAUCUCUGAUGAAUAUUCAGAUGAGGAAAUAGCAGAGGAGGUAGAAGAAGCUGAAGCUGCUUGCCCUGUGUCGAGUGGUGCUGUUGUAACAGAGACCCAGACUUACAAGAAACGAGCUGAUUUCUUAAGUAAUGAUGACUAUGCUGUGUAUGUGAGGGAGAUUAUUCAGGUGGGCAUGAUGGUUAGGUGCUGCAGAACCUAUGAGGAGGUUUGUGAGGGAGAUGUAGGCAAAGUUAUUAAAUUGGAUCGAGAUGGAUUGCAUGACCUGAACGUUCAGUGUGAUUGGCAACAAAAGGGUGGUACUUACUGGGUCAGAUAUAUCCAUGUUGAGCUUUUAGGAUUCCCACCGCAGAGUUCUGCCUCUCAUAUCAAGAUAGGUGACAAAGUGCGUGUGAAAAGCUCUGUUACCACACCCAAAUACAAAUGGGGCUCAGUUACUCACCGAAGCGUGGGAGUUGUCAAAGCUUUUAGUGCCAAUGGAAAAGAUGUCAUUGUAGACUUUCCUCAGCAAUCUCACUGGACUGGCUUAUUGUCAGAAAUGGAACUGGUCCCCAGCAUUCAUCCUGGAGUCACGUGUGAUGGUUGCCAGAUGUUUCCUAUUAAUGGGCCUAGAUUCAAAUGCAGAAACUGUGAUGACUUUGACUUUUGUGAAACCUGUUUUAAAACCAGGAAGCAUAACACCCGACAUACUUUUGGCAGAAUAAAUGAACCAGGUCAGUCUCCGGUGUUCUGUGGGCGUUCUGGAAAGCAGCUGAAGAGACGGCAUAGUAGUCAGCGGGGAAUGUUACUGGAUGACUGGUCAAGAAUAGUUAAGAAUUUGAAUGUCUCAUCCUCUGUGAAUCAGGCUUCACGUCUUAUUGAUGGUAGUGAGCAGUGCUGGCAGUCUUCUGGAUCACAAGGAAAGCACUGGAUUCGCUUGGAGAUUUUUCCAGAUGUUCUUGUUCACAGACUGAAGAUGAUAGUGGACCCUGCAGACAGCAGUUACAUGCCUUCUUUAGUUGUAGUUUCAGGGGGAAAUUCCUUAAAUAACCUUAUAGAGCUAAAGACAAUCAAUAUAAAUCCUACAGACACCACAGUGCCUCUUCUAAGUGAUUGUACAGAAUACCACAGGUAUAUUGAGAUUGCAAUCAAGCAGUGCAGAAGCUCUGGAAUUGAUUGCAAAAUACAUGGCCUCAGCAUACUGGGACGUAUACGUGCAGAGGAUGAAGAUUUGGCUGCAGUCCCUUUCCUUGCUUCUGAUAAUGAGGAAGAGGAUGACGAUAAAGCUAACACUGGGAGUCUUGUUAGAAAGAAGGCAGCUGGGCUUGAAUCUGCAGCUACAAUAAGAACCAAAGUUUUUGUCUGGGGACUGAAUGACAAAGACCAGCUAGGAGGGCUAAAAGGUUCCAAGAUAAAGGUCCCUUCCUUUUCUGAAACCCUCUCUGCCUUGAAUGUUGUACAAGUAGCUGGAGGAUCCAAAAGCCUUUUUGCAGUGACCGUAGAAGGUAAAGUGUAUGCCUGUGGAGAAGCCACAAAUGGAAGGCUGGGUUUAGGAAUAUCUAGUGGAACUGUGCCUAUUCCCCGCCAGAUUACAGCUCUCAGUAACUAUGUCGUAAAGAAGGUGGCUGUUCACUCAGGUGGCCGGCAUGCUAUGGCAUUAACUGUUGAUGGAAAGAUAUUUUCAUGGGGUGAAGGAGAUGAUGGAAAACUUGGUCACUUCAGUCGAAUGAAUUGUGAUAAACCCAGAUUGAUAGAAGCAUUGAAAACCAAACGCAUCCGUGAUAUUGCUUGUGGCAGUUCCCACAGUGCUGCCAUUACCUCUAGUGGUGAACUGUAUACAUGGGGUCUUGGAGAAUAUGGAAGGCUGGGACAUGGAGAUAAUACCACACAGCUGAAGCCUAAGAUGGUUAAAGUGCUCCUGGGCCAUAGAGUCAUUCAGGUUGCUUGUGGAAGCAGAGAUGCUCAGACACUUGCUUUGACAGAUGAAGGUUUGGUGUUUUCUUGGGGUGAUGGUGAUUUUGGAAAACUGGGCCGAGGAGGAAGUGAAGGAUGCAACAUUCCUCAGAACAUUGAAAGACUGAACAGCCAAGGCGUUUGUCAAAUUGAGUGUGGUGCACAGUUCUCAUUGGCACUGACCAAGUCAGGAGUGGUAUGGACAUGGGGUAAGGGCGACUACUUCAGGCUAGGCCAUGGCACAGAUGUACAUGUACGAAAGCCACAAGUUGUGGAAGGACUGAGGGGUAAAAAGAUUGUGCACGUGGCUGUAGGCGCACUCCAUUGUCUAGCUGUUACUGACACUGGGCAGGUUUAUGCUUGGGGUGACAAUGACCAUGGGCAACAAGGCAAUGGAACUACUACAGUCAAUAGAAAGCCCACACUUGUCCAAGGCUUGGAAGGCCAGAAAAUCACCCGGGUUGCUUGUGGGUCUUCUCACAGUGUAGCAUGGACAACAGUGGAUGUAGCUACGCCAUCUGUUCAUGAACCAGUACUUUUCCAGACAGCGAGGGACCCUUUAGGUGCUUCUUAUCUUGGUGUUCCUUCAGAUGCAGAUUCUUCUGCUGCCAGUAACAAAAUCAUCGGGGCAAACAGUUCCAAGCCGAAUCGCCCUUCCCUUGCUAAGAUUCUCCUAUCACUUGAUGGGAAUGUUGCCAAACAGCAGGCGUUAUCUCAUAUACUGGUGGCAUUACAAAUCAUGUAUGCCAGGGAUGCAGUUGUUGGAGCACUGAUGCCUGCAAGUAUGAUUGCACCCGUAGAAUGUCCCUCUUCGUCGCCAGCCCCCCCAUCAGAUGCUACUUCCACAGGAAGCCCUGCAAAUGGAGAUGAAUGUGUGCUUGUUGGAGAUAUAGAAGAGAGGUUGAGCCCAAACCCAUGGCAGGACAGGAGAGGAGAGGUUGUUUCUUCAGAAGAUGCUGUGACACCGUCUGCUGUAACUCCAUCAGCUGCUGCUGCCUCUUCCCGUCCUUUCAUUCCAGUCACAGAUGAUCCUGGGGCUGCCAGUAUCAUUGCAGAAACCAUGACAAAAACUAAAGAAGAUGUAGAAAGUCAAAGUAAAGUAUCUGGCCCAGAACCACAGUACUUGGAUGAGUUUACUAGUCUCUUAGUACCAGAUGACACGCGAGUCAUGGUUGACCUGCUAAAGCUUGCUGUGUCCAACCGAGCAGGUGAAAAGGGAAGAGAUGUUCUUUCAGCUGUGCUGUCUGGUAUGGGCACAGCUUACCCACAGGUUGCUGAUAUGUUGUUGGAGCUGUGUGUUACUGAACUAGAAGAUGUAGCAACAGAUUCACAAAGCGGUCGCCUCUCUUCACAGCCAGUUGUGGUAGAAAGCAGCCAUCCCUAUACUGAUGAUACAUCUUCUAGUGGCACAGUUAAAAUACCAGGUGCUGAGGGACUGAGGGUAGAAUUUGAUCGCCAGUGUUCUACAGAGCGGCGUCAUGAUCCACUCACCAUAAUGGAUGGUGUCAACAGAAUUGUUUCCGUCCGAUCAGGUCGUGAGUGGUCAGAUUGGUCUAGUGAAUUGCGAAUUCCAGGGGAUGAACUAAAGUGGAAGUUCAUCAGUGAUAGCUCUGUGAAUGGGUGGGGAUGGCGAUUCACUGUUUACCCUAUCAUGCCAGCUGCAGGCCCUAAAGACCUUCUCUCAGAUCGUUGCAUUCUUUCAUGCCCCUCAAUGGAUUUGGUUACGUGUUUGUUGGAUUUUCGCUUAAAUUUUGCUUCCAACAGGAGUAUAGUUCCUCGCUUGGCAGCUUCUCUUGCAGCUUGUGCUCAACUGAGUGCCUUAGCUGCUGGCCAUAGAAUGUGGGCCUUGCAGAGACUACGGAAACUGCUCACAACAGAGUUUGGCCAGUCUAUUAACAUCAACAGGAUUCUAGGGGAUAAUGAUGGAGAAACACGAGCUUUGAGUUUCACAGGGAGUGCUUUAGCUGCUUUGGUUAAAGGUCUUCCAGAAGCUUUGCAGCGACAGUUUGACUAUGAAGACCCCAUUGUGAGAGGUGGCAAACAAUUGCUCCACAGCCCUUUCUUUAAGGUGCUUGUGGCUCUUGCUUGUGAUCUGGAGUUGGACACUCUCCCUUGCUGUGCGGAGACACACAAAUGGGCCUGGUUCAGGAGAUACUGUAUGGCAUCCAGGGUGGCUGUGGCUCUUGAUAAAAGGACACCAUUACCUCGCCUUUUCCUUGAUGAGGUGGCAAAGAAAAUCCGAGAAUUAAUGGCAGAUAAUGAAAAUAUGGAUGUUCUUCAUGAGUGCCAUGAUGUCUUUAAGAGAGAACAGGAUGAGCAACUUGUCCAGUGGAUGAAUAGACGACCUGAUGAUUGGACACUUUCAGCUGGAGGCAGCGGAACUAUUUAUGGUUGGGGUCAUAAUCACAGAGGGCAACUUGGUGGGAUUGAAGGGGCAAAAGUCAAAGUCCCAACUCCCUGUGAAGCUCUUGCUACCCUUAGACCAGUGCAGUUAAUUGGUGGUGAACAAACUCUGUUUGCAGUGACUGCUGAUGGGAAACUGUAUGCCACUGGAUAUGGAGCAGGUGGUAGGCUUGGAACUGGAGGAACAGAGUCAGUUUCUACUCCAACUUUACUGGAAUCCAUUCAACAUGUGUUUAUAAAGAAAGUUGCAGUGAACUCAGGAGGAAAGCACUGUUUGGCAUUGUCUUCUGAGGGAGAAGUUUAUUCUUGGGGUGAAGCAGAAGAUGGUAAACUUGGUCAUGGAAACCGAAGUCCUUGUGAUCGUCCUCGUGUAAUUGAAUCUCUGAGAGGUAUAGAAGUGGUUGACAUUGCUGCUGGGGGAGCGCACAGCGCGUGUAUUACAGCUGCAGGAGACCUUUUUACAUGGGGAAAGGGGAGAUAUGGACGGCUUGGGCAUGGAGAUAGUGAGGAUCAACUAAAACCUAAAUUGGUGGAAGCUCUCCAGGGCUACCGUGUGAUUGACAUAGCCUGUGGCAGUGGAGAUGCACAGACGUUGUGCCUGACUGAUGAUGAUACAGUCUGGUCCUGGGGUGAUGGAGAUUAUGGAAAACUUGGGAGAGGAGGCAGUGAUGGCUGUAAAGUACCGAUGAAGAUUGAUUCCCUCACAGGUCUUGGAGUGGUUAAAGUAGAAUGUGGAUCACAGUUUUCUGUGGCUCUUACCAAAUCUGGAGCAGUAUAUACGUGGGGCAAAGGAGAUUAUCAUCGGUUAGGCCAUGGAUCUGAUGACCAUGUUAGAAGACCACGGCAAGUGCAGGGACUGCAAGGAAAGAAAGUCAUUGCCAUUGCUACUGGGUCUUUGCAUUGUGUUUGCUGCACUGAAGAUGGGGAGGUGUAUACAUGGGGAGAUAAUGAUGAAGGGCAGCUUGGAGAUGGAACAACUAAUGCCAUCCAAAGACCACGCUUGGUUGCAGCACUUCAGGGUAAAAAGAUCAACAGAGUAGCCUGUGGCUCAGCACAUACUUUAGCUUGGUCAACCAGUAAACCUGCUAAUGCUGGCAAGCUCCCUACACAGGUUCCUAUGGAGUACAAUCAUUUGCAGGAAAUUCCCAUCAUUUCACUGAGAAACAGGCUUCUGCUAUUGCAUCACAUUUCUGAACUCUUCUGUCCUUGCAUUCCAAUGUUUGAUCUUGAAGGAAGACUUGAUGAAACUGGCCAAGGACCCUCAGUUGGGUUUGACACAUUACGGGGAAUACUGAUAUCACAGGGAAAGGAGGCAGCUUUCAGAAAAGUUGUGCAAGCAACUAUGGUGAGAGAUCGUCAGCAUGGCCCAGUUGUAGAGCUCAACAGAAUACAGGUAAAACGUUCUAGGAGUAAAGGAGGGCUGGCUGGGCCUGAUGGUACAAAGUCAGUGUUUGGACAGAUGUGUGCUAAAAUGAGUUCCUUCAGCCCUGAUAGCCUUCUGCUUCCCCAUCGUGUUUGGAAAGUCAAGUUUGUUGGUGAAUCUGUGGAUGAUUGCGGUGGAGGUUAUAGUGAAUCAAUUGCAGAAAUGUGCGAGGAGCUUCAGAAUGGGCUGACCCCUCUGUUAAUUGUGACACCAAAUGGAAGAGAUGAAUCUGGAGCAAACAGAGAUUGUUUCUUAUUAAAUCCUCCUGCCAAGUCCCUCUUGCAUAUGAACAUGUUUCGUUUUCUUGGUGUCCUUUUGGGCAUUGCUAUCCGGACUGGCAGCCCUCUCAGCCUCAACCUGGCUGAGCCAGUGUGGAAGCAGCUUGCAGGAAUGAACCUAACAAUUGCUGAUCUCAGUGAGGUUGAUAAAGAUUUUAUUCCUGGGCUUAUGUACAUUCGAGACAACGAAGCUACUUCAGAGGAGUUUGAAGCUAUGAGCCUCCCAUUCACUGUGCCUAAUGCAAGUGGUCAAGAUAUUCAGUUGAGUUCCAAGUACACCCAUAUUACGCUGGAUAAUAGAGCUGAAUAUGUGAGGCUGGCAAUAAACUACAGGCUUCAUGAAUUUGACGAACAAGUUGCAGCAGUUCGUGAGGGGAUGGCCCGUGUUGUUCCAGUUCCUCUACUUUCACUAUUUACAGGAUAUGAACUGGAAACUAUGGUAUGUGGAAGCCCAGAUAUUCCACUUCACCUUCUGAAAUCUGUAGCAACUUAUAAAGGCAUUGAACCAACUGCUUCCUUGAUACAGUGGUUCUGGGAAGUGAUGGAAUCCUUCUCCAAUACAGAGCGAUCUCUCUUCCUGCGUUUUGUGUGGGGCAGAACAAGGCUGCCCAGGACUAUUGCAGACUUUAGAGGGAGAGACUUUGUUAUUCAGGUGUUGGAUAAAUAUAAUCCUCCAGACCACUUUCUUCCUGAGUCAUACACUUGCUUCUUUCUCCUGAAGCUGCCCAGGUAUUCCUGUAAGCAAGUACUGGAGGAAAAGCUGAAGUAUGCCAUUCACUUCUGCAAGUCCAUAGACACUGAUGAUUAUGCCCGGAUAGCGCUGACAGGAGAGCCAGCGGCUGAUGACAGUAGUGAUGACUCUGAUAAUGAAGAUGCAGAUUCUUUUGCUUCAGAUUCUACACAGGACUACUUAACAGGACAUUAAAAAAACCUAAUAUAAGGGAUAGUUGUCACAAGCACUGAGGCAAAACGCCAAAAUGACAAUGAAGCCAAGGACAGUUUAGGUCUCAGAAUAUAGAGUAUGUAGUCAGAGGGACAGUGAUCUUCUGCACAUGGGGGAAGUGUGUUUGCAGCUCACAGUAGGAAUUGAGGGUUACAGCUUAAACCAUCAGCUUAGAAUAAAUGACACAGUAUAUGGGCAUUUAACAUUUAAAGAGCUGAAAGUGGCCCCCCAUAAUGCUGCACUACAUUUAGAACCUUUGUGUUUACUGAAGUGUUGUAAAUGUUUAUAUAAAUAUGGUAGUGCAGCAUCCAAAAGGCAGUGAAACCUUUAAAUUGUGGGUGCAAUAGGUUUUUCCAUAUUAAGUGUUGUGUUCUGUGCAUCUUCUUGAUUGUAUAUUGGAAAUACUGUGCAACAACUGAAUAGUAUUAUAAAUAUUUCAAUUAACUUUACUAGAAGUUUGUUAAAAAUUUUUGAACAUUGGAUUAACAUUAUUCCUUGAAAUUCUUCUAUAGAUAAUAAAAAUGGCCAUUAGUUUCACCUCCGCCCCUGGUUUGUAUAUUUUAGCUUAUGCAUUAUUUAACUCAAAUUUGAUACCUUUCUGUGAACAGCAUCAUAAUUCUUAUCAUGGAAAGCGUGCUGUAUAUAACUUGUGCCAUGUAAAUGCAAAGGUUAUAAUUUCCCUCUAAAUAAAAGUUCUGCCACAGGAAAAAAA
Phalacrocorax carbo (great cormorant) is the source of this 15431-nucleotide messenger RNA. Lineage: Eukaryota; Metazoa; Chordata; Aves; Suliformes; Phalacrocoracidae. The record is from RefSeq and is a predicted model, not a curated record.